Molecule: messenger RNA, 426 nt
Organism: Staurois parvus
Lineage: Eukaryota; Metazoa; Chordata; Amphibia; Anura; Ranidae
Source: the annotation of a GenBank genome assembly
GGACUCCGGGCAGCAGUACACCGGGCUGGACUCCGGGCAGUGGCACAUCGGGCUGGACUCCGGGCAGUGGCACAUCGGGCUGGACUCCGGGCAGAGGCACACACCGGGCUGGACUCCGGGCAGUGGCAGUGGCACACCGGGCUGGACUCCGGGCAGUGGCACAUCGGGCUGGACUCCGGGCAGUGGCACAUCAGGCUGGACUCCGGGCAGUGGCACACACCGGGCUGGACUCCGGGCAGUGGCACACCGGGCUGGACAUCGGGGGACCGGGCACCCCACUCCGAGGCAGGAACAUCGGGCUACCGGGCGAAGCACAGCGGGCAGGCAGCGGGCCAUCGGGCGGGGCGGGCAGGAGCACCGGGCACAAGCCCGGCGGGCGGGGCGACGGGCCUCGGGCCCCGGGGGGGGGCGACGGGCCCCCGGGCG